Molecule: messenger RNA, 940 nt
Organism: Durio zibethinus
Lineage: Eukaryota; Viridiplantae; Streptophyta; Magnoliopsida; Malvales; Malvaceae
Biological process (GO): mitotic sister chromatid cohesion
Cellular component (GO): NatA complex
Molecular function (GO): N-acetyltransferase activity
Source: RefSeq, a predicted model, not a curated record
GAAAUUUGGGCUGAAUUCUCAAGUCCAACCUGAGAAAUUUCAUGGAAAUCAAAACGAAACCCAAAAAAAGUGAAAAACCAAAUCAAUGGAAAGCAGUGGGAAACGAAAAAACCCCAAUUUUCUUCUACCCACGAAGCAAUCAUUCUCCCAUUUGUCUAGACUGUCUCCCUAUACCGCCAUCGUUCCCCUGCACAUACAAGAAGUCUGAUUCUGUCUGUAUCAUCCCCUCACCGCCAUUGUUUUUUACCCCUCCGAAAAGUUUCCAUUUUCUUCGACUAAUAAACUGAAAUUAAAUUAAAGAGUGAGAAAUGGGGUCUGGGCGAGAAGUGGCAAUAUCACUAGAUGGAGUGAGGGACAAGAACGUGAUGCAGCUGAAGAAGCUCAACACUGUCCUCUUCCCUGUUCGUUACAACGACAAGUACUAUGCUGAUGCUCUGGCUUCUGGCGAAUUCACCAAGCUUGCAUAUUACAGUGACAUCUGUGUUGGAUCAAUUGCUUGCCGGCUGGAGAAGAAGGAAGGUGGGGCAAUCCGUGUGUACAUCAUGACAUUGGGUGUGUUAGCACCAUAUCGUGGGCUAGGCAUUGGUACAAGGCUAUUGAACCAUGUUCUUGAUCUCUGUUCAAAGCAGAACAUACCAGAAAUUUACUUGCACGUUCAGACAAACAAUGAAGAUGCCAUCAACUUCUACAAGAAAUUUGGAUUUGAAAUCACAGAGACAAUCAAGAACUAUUACACAAACAUUGAGCCUCCUGACUGCUUUGUUCUUACCAAGUUCAUCACUCCAUCACAAGGGAAGAAAUAGCAGUUCAAAUCUAGUACUGUUCGCAGAAGUCAUUGGUUAUUAUUGAUAUGUUAUUGAAUUUUAUAAAUUCUUAUACUUGGGGAUUAUUUUGAUGAUAAGGAUGAUGUAAUGCAUUAAUGACAUGAGUUAUGGCGUUG